Fusarium odoratissimum NRRL 54006 is the source of this 3210-nucleotide messenger RNA. RefSeq lists its product as uncharacterized. The record is from RefSeq and is a predicted model, not a curated record. The transcript has 4 exons. The coding region runs from base 899 to 2428 and encodes 509 amino acids. Lineage: Eukaryota; Fungi; Ascomycota; Sordariomycetes; Hypocreales; Nectriaceae.
AUUGAAUUCCAUGUUGUUCGAGUGAGCCACAAAACAGUUGUUUCACAAUGCUCCAGUCCAGUAUAGACUACUCAGGAUGGGUUUACACAUAAAAGUAAAUGUACAGUUGAAGCUCAAAAUCGUAAACACCAGUCUAUAGUCGACCUUUUUUUCUUGUGGCUGCUGUCAGUAGGAAUUGGAGAAGACGGGAAGGCGGGACAGUCAUGGUCAAUAGUAUUGGAGGCGCCAGUCUGAUUACCUAACCUGCCACCUCCCAAUGGGCCCUGCCUACCUUAGCACCUCCACAGAUUAGUAGUUGGUGAUUCAAUCACACUCAAAUACAGCAACCUUGAGGGCGUUAUCGGACUUCGCAUUGUGUUAUUCUGGCUACUCGCUUUGAUAAUUCUUGCCUCAUAAAUUUUGUCUCCUUUUGUGCCUGCUGUGGCGUCUGCGCUCAUAUCAAAGCGUCCUUCGUGUCCGCGAACACCCCCUCCAUCACCCCGUCCAUGACUGGGUAAGCGAGCCCCGGCCUUGAGCGACCAAGAGCGAGCGAGUCUGGCAGCCAUUCGUAUACCUACUACAGGAAUCGAUACAAGUACGAAACGAGCCGAGCUGGUGCAGGCUGGUACUCGUGCCAGUGCCAAACACUCAGUCGUGAUAUCGACGAUAUGUUCUGACCCGCACACAGAACGUUUUAGAGCCCGACCGAACCAAGUUUACCCCUCUGAGCUUCGAAGAGACAAGCCAGUCUUUUGCAAAUCACGGUUUUGGUUUUCUUUACGACUUGUAUAACUAGUAUUGCAGUAUUGAAUUUGUUUGCUGCCAACGAAUUGUACAAGCUCCGACCCCUCGUUUGGCAGCACUUGCCCUUCGACUGUCGUGUCUGUCGUCGUUUAGAACAGAGCCUAUACAAUGUUCGAUGGGUCAUAAUCUCAACAUGUCGCCAGAUACUGUAUCGUCGCUGUUCCCAGACCGACCGAUUCGGCCGUUACCGAAACGUCGACUGCGCGAGAAGCUCUCACCGAGGACCGUAGAUACAAUAGCGUAUCCUCCUUCAACUCACGAAACUACGCCUCUCUUUUAUUACCCACCAUACAACUUCAGGGAAGACACGAGCCCGCCAAGGGCAUGUUCUACAAGCCCAUCUCAACAAACUCGUCGAGCGGAGGAGGGGUGCAACUAUACCCCUCGACGAAAUGGGCUGGGGCUGCCAGAUGGCGACGAUGAAGAGCCGGCUUUGCGAAGCACUCUUGUUACUAGAUCACCCCCGGAGAUCUUGACUCGUGGUACUCAGCGAUCCUCGAAGCCAGAUAUCCCUAAUCCGCAACCGCCGCUUUCUGCAACGUCCUCGGUGGAUGGUUAUGAUGUAUUUGAGAACACGAACAACAAGAAGAAGCGCAAAAUUCCCUCUGCAGGGGAGCUUUCUGUUAAUGGUACUCAGGGCUUGAAUAAUGAGAUUGCCAUUUCAGCUGGUGCAGGACGUUCUCCUACCGAUGAAUCACACAACGACCGGGCGCACUCCCAUUCAGUCUCACAUCCAACGACGGGUACUUUUUCAUCCAACAAUCAGGGAAUAUCAGGACCUGGACGGGGCAGGCUUGGGCGCUCAAGGAACGGCAGAAGCCCGCUGCGAGCAUUGUCUGAUGGCAACAGUAAUGCGUGGGUUGGGCGAGGCUCAAAAGCCACGGCAUCUCAGUGGGCUCCGGGCGAGCAAGAGGGCAGUGGUAUAAUAUCAAAUGCUAUCGCAAACGCCGAGAAACUUCGACCUCAGGGACAGGAGAACGUGAGUCUGCUUCAGCAACACUCUACCGCAACAAAAUCGACUCCAGCAUCGACCCAGUUUACUUUCACCUGUGAUUCCCAAGUUCCUGGCACGAUUCAGUGGCCCGGUCACGCGAGCAAGCACAGCAUGUCGACUCAGGCUGGCCCUGGCUCCUUACCACCUGGCAGUGUUGCUCCUCACGAUGGGUCUUCCGUGGCAGCUAGUCGAGGCUCCGGAAGUUCUCGUCAAGACAGCAAACGACGUCUAGACAGGUCACUCGAAAGGGCUGCGCGGCGUCGUCGUCAAGAGGCGCGACGGGAUUCCUCCAAAACAGCUGAUGAGUGGAUUUGCGAAUUCUGCGAAUACGAGAUGAUAUUUGGAGUACCACCCAGGGCAUUGAUCCGACAGUAUGAGAUGAAAGACCGCCGACGCCGACAGGAAGAAGCUGAUCGCAAACGACUUCUCGAAAAGGCCAAGGAGAAAAGUCGGAAGGGCAGAAAGGGCGGCAAGAAACCUGCGUCUCGGGGAGAGAAUGCUGCCGCUCAGAACCCGCCUCAGGAGCCAAGCACAUCUGUGGACAUGAACCACAACCAUUCAAAUCAGUCAGGAGAGGGCGAGAACCAUUUCCCGAAUUCCCCAGGAGAUCGCACUGGGCCAGACAUACCGACUGAGGUCCAGUCAUCAUAGUUUGCAAGCAUGAUUCGGUGGAAGGGGCUGCUCCCAGCAAUCGCGGUACUCCCUAUUUUAGCCUUGAUGAUCGGGGUACGUCGUCGACCAACAAAGCUAUGAAAGGGGAUGUAUACCUCGAAGAUAUCAGUGAACCAAGACACUCUGCGGUGUCCGGUAUCCGAAAAUGAGGUACUCUUGCUCUUGAAGAUGAAGAAAGGGACAGAGCCCUGCCUACGACGGAUUUCUUGCUUGUUGCUAUUGGGGGAAGUGUGGAUAACAAGAGACUGAGCCACUCGGUGGGGAGGCGGCUCAGUAACGACACGAAAGUGGCAUUUGGUUUAAGGAUAGGGGAUAGGAAUAGGUAGAAUGUUGUAGCUUGGGCCACCACAAACAGCAUUUGGGUUCAAUCAGCCAGACCAAAGUCACAUUGUAUGAUGACAGGGCUAUCCUAACUUGUUCAACAUUUUUUAACCACGCAUUGCUUUUCUGCCUCAACUUAUGAAUAUGCACAGACAACUGCUGCAAAAUUGCAUGAAAGCGACUUGGCUAUGAUUGAAACGUCCUAGUCAAGCUAUGACGUCAGAAAGCUGUUCAGUUCAGCUGGAGAUUUGAGGUGGGCUCUGAUCUAGGAUAUGCGGAAAUACGGGGCUUCAGCAUACAUGGUGAAGAAUCGAGGAAAUCAAGAGCGGUUGAAUUGUGUUGGCAGUAGUAUACUGUAAAGAAUGCUCUAUAAAAUUGAUUGAAUUCAUGCGCCCUGAGCAGUGUAUUUUCUUCUAUAACUAGAUGAUUUACGGUCUCGU